CAGACGCCACCGGGGUGGUUAGAUGAUGCAUGUGCUAAUUGUGUAGGCUGGAGGUUGCUGAGCGGCGGUAGUGCUAAGACUGGCUGGUUGCUCGGAUCAGCUGUGACUCAGUUCCCCCGAGCCCCUCUGGGCAGUUCUUUCCUCGGGCCCGUUUAAGUCUGCGAUGAAACAAGCGUCUCUGCUCAGCUUUGUUUUCCUGCUGCGCGUUGCUCUGGUCCUGACAAAACAUUAUCCCUCAUCCAUGGGGUUUCUUUGCCUGUAGGUGGUAUGUCGUUGCCCUCUGCAGUGUGUUUGCCCCCCCAGCCCACCCCAUUGUGCUCCCGGGGUCAGCAUGGUGCCUGAUGGCUGUGGGUGCUGCAAAGUCUGUGCCAGGCAGCUGAACGACGACUGCAGCAAGCACUGGCCAUGUGACCCCCACAGGGGGCUGGAAUGCAACUUUGGGGCAGACCCCUUGGCCAGCAAGGGCAUCUGUCGGGCCAAACAGGAAGGCCGGACGUGCGAAUACAACGGGCGGAUCUACCAGAACGGUGAGAACUUCCAGCCCAGCUGCAAGCACCAGUGCAGCUGCAUCGAUGGUGCCGUGGGCUGCCUGCCCCUCUGCCCCCUGGAGCUGCCCCUGGCCUCCCUCAGCUGCCCUGACUCACAGCUGCUCAAGGUGCCUGGCCAGUGCUGCAAGAAGUUUGUGUGCGGCAAGGGGGCCAAGAGGUUUGGGGAGGUCUCCUUUGAGGGCGGGGAGACCAAAAGCAACGAGCUCAUCUAUGUGGGCAAGGACCGGCACUGGAAGAACAUGCCGGCCUGGCCACCUCUGUUCAAGGCCCAUUCUGUGCUGAGGAAAUGCCUAACCCAGACCACGGACUGGUCUCCCUGCUCCAAGACCUGUGGCCUAGGUGCCUCCACCCGGGUCACCAACAACAACCCUCAGUGCAAGCUGGCCAAGGAGACGCAGCUGUGUCAGAUCCGACCCUGUGACCAGCCUGACUUCACCAAGCUGAAGAAGGGCAGGAAGUGUCUCCGGACCCACAAGGCUCAGGAGCCGGUGCAUUAUAUCUACGCCGGCUGCAAGAGCCUCCGCAAGUACCAGCCCAGCUACUGCGGCUCAUGCCUGGACGGGCGCUGCUGCGUGCCCCUACGCACCCGCACCCUGGCUGUGCCCUUCCGCUGCCCUGACGGGGACUCCUUCACGCGCAGUGUCAUGGUGAUCCACUCGUGCCAGUGCGGGCCAGCCCACUGCCAGCCCCUCAAUGAGGCUGCCAUGCACCCCCAGCACCGGCUAGACGGAGACACGCACAAGUUCCUGGAGUGAGCGGUGCCGGCACCCCAGAGUGGGCAGGGGUCCUGGUGAUGGUGUGGGGGGAGGGAUACCCCCCACACUCAAAUGACACUUCAGGGAUUUGGAUCUCAGCCAUGGGGGGGGGGGUCUCUAAGCUGAUGGGUAGGGGGUAGGCGUGUGGAGCUAUUGCCCCACAUGGCAGCCCCUUUCUAGCCUAUAUUUCCACCCGUGUCCCCUCCUCCCCACCUAGGGUGACCAGAUGUCCCGAUUUUAUAGGGACAGUCCCGAUUUUUGGAUCUUUUUCUUAUACAGGUUCCUAUUACUCCCCACCCCCGUCCCGAUUUUUCACACUUGCUGUCAGGUCACCCUAUCCCCACCACUUCCUGUCCCAUGGUGCCUCUUUCCACCUGUGCCCCUUCGUGUCCCCCAUUUCCAUUUCCUACCCCAUAGAACCCCACUGCACCCCCACUUCCUCCUGGGAGUGGGAGAAUCUCACCACAUCUACCACCAUCCCCAACCUUGCUACCCGCUCCCCCUCCAAACUGGCAUGCUGUCUGCCUCUGCCUUGUGUGCACUCACUGCCCCCUGGUGGUGAGCCCCCCAAUGGACACCCUCUCCGUCCCUGGCGGAAAACAGUAGGUAUCAUUUGAACCACAUGGCGGCUAUAGACAGCUGCCCCCACCCUCUAACAAUCCAAAGGGCUCUUCUCUUUUCUUCCCCCCCCUCCCCCGCAGCCUCAUUAAAGCACUUUUUCAGGAGCCACAGGGCUUGUGGUCCCAUGGGAAGGAUGCAUUGGAUUCAUGCCUGCUCUAUCGCCCCCUGCUGGGUGGUUUUAUACCCACAGGUACAGCAAUGUUGCAUUGGGGGGGGGGGGAGCAAUUGUUUAGGGGAAAAUGUUUUUUUGUUUUGUUUGUUUUUUUUCUUACACUCACACUCAGCUUCAAACUUAGCUUGGAGCGAUGGCUCUUGGCUUCAUAAUGAAGCCCAUAUCAUCUGUCGUCCCAUCCCCCCUUCUUGCUGUCUUCCCUGCCUUGUUAAUUAACUGCUUGAUUUUUCUUUCUCUUCCCUGCACUGUUUAUAGUGACUGUCACCAUGAUUGCAAGUCCCUUCUCUCUCUUGCUGGUGGGUAUAAUUGCUUUGUGAGGGGAGGGUCAUCCCCAGACAUCCUGCAAACUCGUAUCUCCAUCCGAAUGUCCUCUGCCCCCCCCCCAAAAAAAAUUGGAAGGGAGUUUAGAAGCUGGUCUUCUGCUCCACUCCCUGGCUAGAUAGCUAGGUGCAAAUGUCACAGCUGGAUCCACCAAAGCUUGUAAAGCUUAUGGGGCUCUUCUGAACUGCCCCACCAGACCAGCUGUCUCUUCCCUGCUCCAGAAAGGCCAGUUCUCAUCUUAGUUUGGCUUAGAACAGGAAUGGCAUAUGAGACGAGGGCAGCUUUUUGUUUCUCUCCUAAAUACUCCCAUCCUGCCCCCAUCUCCCACUCCAGAGAAGUUUAUCCAGAAUUCUCCCUUCAGUGCAUCUAACUAAGCUUGGCAGCAUUCGAUUUUAAUUCCAGUUGAUAAUGGUGGUUUGGUUUUUUAAGUGUUGUUGUUGUUGGUUGUUGUUUUUUAAACUUUUAGUUGUGGGAAAUUAUGUGGGGGCAGACAAUGGGGGUGUGUGUCAGCCACCAAUUAAUUACAGUAGUAGAUGUUGAGAUUCAAAAAGUUAAAGCUUGUUCACUGUUAAAACACAAAUGGCCAAUGCCCCAUGUUAAAUUAUACACAGAAAACUGCCUUAAAUCAAACUCAGAAGAGUCCUCAAGCAGCAUUUUUCAGCCAUGGCCGAUCAUCACUGAUAACUGACGUACUGAAGCUACGUGUAACCCACCCUGAGCAGCCUUGUCGCCCUCUCGUACCUAAACCAUGUAUAGAGGCUCACAAAUGCUACAGAGUAGAUACUCCUGCUUCUAGAUUCUCUGGUUCCAUCCCCGCUGGGGCAUCUCAGUAGAGGCAGCCCCCGCCUUGUCUUGAGAGGUUAAACAGCUACUAAAGAGUUAAUUGAGCUUGGUAGCCCUGAGGGGUUAGUGUCUCUGUUCUAUGUCCAGGUCAGUUGCUACCUCCCAGCACAGCUAUUUCUCUGUGUCUAAAGUGUACAGUGCUCUGUUUAUAAAAUAUUCUAUAUGUAUUUAUCACAAUAAAAGCAGCUUAUUUUUUUUUAUUUUUGGAUAUAAAUGACAGUCUACGUUUUUGGAA
This is a messenger RNA of Chrysemys picta bellii (western painted turtle), 3495 nucleotides long. Its product is annotated as CCN family member 1-like. NCBI's taxonomy places the organism in Eukaryota, Metazoa, Chordata, Testudines, Emydidae. The record is from RefSeq and is a predicted model, not a curated record. Gene Ontology annotation, molecular function: heparin binding; integrin binding. Gene Ontology annotation, biological process: cell adhesion; signal transduction. Gene Ontology annotation, cellular component: extracellular matrix; extracellular region.